Messenger RNA from Mastomys coucha (southern multimammate mouse), 1180 nucleotides. RefSeq names its product R-spondin 4 (gene Rspo4). The record is from RefSeq and is a predicted model, not a curated record. Bases 148 to 834 code for a protein of 228 amino acids. Lineage: Eukaryota; Metazoa; Chordata; Mammalia; Rodentia; Muridae. The transcript has 5 exons.
CCCACCGCGCCCUGGGCGCACCGGCGGGUCCCUGGUGGCCUGAGCGACCGGCGACCAGCGACCCGCGGAUGCUCAACGCGAGCCACAAGCUGUCCCCGCACAGAGGCUGCCGGGCCGUCGGGGAGCCAGGAGCACCAGGCUGCCCAGAUGCGGGCGCCACUCUGCCUGCUGCUGCUCCUCGCCCACGCAGUGGACAUGCUCGCCCUGUACCGAAGGAAGAAGCAAGCAGGCACUGGUCUAGGGGGCAACUGCACAGGCUGUGUCAUAUGCUCAGAGGAGAACGGCUGUUCCACCUGCCAGCAGAGGCUCUUCCUCUUCAUCCGCCGCGAAGGUAUCCGUCAGUACGGCAAGUGUGUGCAUGACUGUCCCCUCGGCUUCUUCGGAAUCCGUGGCCAGGAGGCCAACAGGUGCAAGAAAUGCGGGGCCACGUGCGAGAGCUGUUUCAGCCAGGACUUCUGUAUCCGCUGCAAGAGGCGGUUUCACCUAUACAAAGGGAAGUGCCUGCCCAGCUGUCCACCGGGCACCUUGACCCACCAGAGUACCCAGGAGUGCCAGGAAGAGUGUGAGCCGAGCCCUUGGGGCAGCUGGAGUCCCUGCAUACACAAUGGGAAGACCUGUGGCUCAGGCUGGGGCCUAGAGACCCGGGUGCGGGAGGCUGGCCCGGCCAAGCAGGAAGAGACAGCGAGUUGUCGAGUAUUAUCUGAGUCCAGGAAGUGUCCUAUAAAGAGGCCCUGCCCAGGAGAAAGAAAUCCCAGGCGGAAGAACAGGAAGCUUCGGCGCCAGCGCAAGGACAGGAAGUUGGAGCGCAGGCCGCACCAGCGUGGCUCACAGUGACCGUCUCCAGCUCUGGCCUCUGCGUCUGGCUCACGGAACUUCCACCGUGGGCUCCUCCCUUCUCCCCUGCGCCGCUCUUCCUGUGAGCUACCUUUCCUGUCUGUCUGGUCUUUCCUUUAGAUUUUAUGUCUCCCUUUUCCUCUCGCCCUCACCUCCUUCUUCACGUCCUUGUUUCUUCUUUGGAACCUUCCUUCUCUCCGUGUACCCUUUUCUUCAUUUCCUUCUGUUUUCCUUUCUGAUCUUCACUGUCCACCCCCCCAUACAGAGACAGAUGUAAGAGAGGAGACUAAGCUUGGAUCCUCCAUGUACCUCUGCACCUCAAAGCAAACUUUUUUUCCUAGAUCUU